CGGAAACGGAAAAGAUCCGAUCAAGUUGACCUUACUGUAGCUUCAGCGGUCAUCGGGGACAAGACUAAGGGCCACCAGGAAGAGGAGAGGAAGCGGAAAAGGGAGCUGUGCGAGCAGGAGUUCGUACAGGAGGCAGUGACCGCCCACAACCAUUACAGGUCCUUGCAUGGCGCACCAGAGUUGAAGGCAUCCAAAACAUUGACCGCUCAUGCGCAGGUCUGGGCAAAUGAGAUUGCGGAGAAGAACAUGAUGAUCCAUAGCAACUGCACCCUUAGCGACGACAGUCAGAUAGGUGAAAACAUUUACAUGUGCUGGACGUCUAAUGGAGGAACCGUCCCUAAAGCACGAGACGCUGUCCGCUCAUGGUACAACGAAAUCCUUCACUAUAACUUUGGUUGCCCCGAGUUCUCCUUUAAGACAGGCCACUUCACCCAGGUAGUUUGGCGGGAUACGAAGCUGCUCGGGAUCGCCUGGGCGCGCUCAAGCGAGGGAGGGAUUUACGUAGUGGCAAAUUACGCGCCGGCGGGAAAUGUGCACGGGGCGUUCGGGGAAAACGUGUCGCAGUUGAUAAGCGCGGGAAUCGAGAAGGCGCCGCUGGAUGAUAGGAACAAUAACAGUAUAGAUGUGGAGGAAGAAGCGUGAACUUCUUUGAUAUCCGAUAAGCUCAUGCUAUCAAGUGCAACGAUUUGAUAUACUUGUGGUUUCAAGAAUGAGAAUAUGAUAAACAAGUGAAAAAAAGCUUCAAGGCAUUACUUUGAAGUGAACCAUACCAAUUUUCAGUCAAUAUGUAGUUCCAAUACAAAAAAAUGACAUUCAUUUGUAUGGAACUAAACUGUCAAAUAGUACAAAAAGGAUAGCAACGACGUUGACAUUAGAAGUUUUUUGUUUUUAAUAGGGAAACUGGAGAAAAUACGAAACACUCGCUUUUAUUUCACCUAACAGUGUACGGCAAAUUUAACAUUCUGUUUUGUUGUUGGAAGUGGCAAGAGUCCUUUGCAUCAACGCGGUCCUUACUUAAGUUCAAUAAUUAAAUUAAAUGUCUUGGUAUCUUUCACAAGUCAUUAAUUUAACGAACAUACUUAUUAUAAAUGUUAAUUUCUUGAAGCUACAAAAUGCAGGCGUUACUUAAAGUGUACGAUAUUUGAUAGAUAGAAUCCUGACGCUGCUGGGAAAAUGUCAACACCAUCGAUUACAUACAUGUAAAACAUUUUCACAUUUGUAAACAACAGAACCUUAUUCUUCAUAUGUGGUACACAUAUUUUUCCCCACAUGGAUUAAGCAGCUGUAUUCCAUUUAUUGUCUAUGAAGUAGUGAUCACAUCAACUAUUUGAUAUGCGAUACAACCAUGCUUUUAUUCUCACGCGUACCGCUUUCUAUCUGAUACACUCGUGUAUGACACUUGUUUUUCUGUAUUGUUUCCUUUAUGCAUUACCUCUCCGUUUAACUCUUUCAGUGCUGGCACCGAAUUUUGAAGGCCUUUGCAAACAGUUUGGAUCCAGAUGAGACGCCACAGAACGUGGCGUCUCAUCAGGA
Molecule: messenger RNA, 1533 nt
Organism: Dreissena polymorpha
Lineage: Eukaryota; Metazoa; Mollusca; Bivalvia; Myida; Dreissenidae
Product: Golgi-associated plant pathogenesis-related protein 1-like
Exons: 3
Coding region: 247-642 (131 amino acids)
Cellular component (GO): extracellular region
Source: RefSeq, a predicted model, not a curated record